GCAGAAGAAGCUCAGCUCUGUCCCCGGCACUUCCUCUUCCCUUCGCGGCCUCAGAGAUAUCUGAAAAUGGUCCGCUACUCUCUCGACCCCGAGAACCCGACUAAAUCAUGCAAGUCGAGGGGCUCCAACCUCCGGGUUCACUUCAAGAACACUCGUGAGACGGCCCAGGCCAUCAAGGGCAUGCACAUCCGCAAGGCCAACAAGUACCUGAGGGAUGUGAUCGUCAAGCACCAGUGCGUCCCUUUCCGUCGCUACAACGGUGGUGUCGGCAGGUGUGCCCAGGCCAAACAGUUCGGCUGGACCCAGGGGCGCUGGCCCAAGAAGAGCGCCGAGUUCCUGCUGCACAUGCUGAAGAACGCUGAGAGCAACGCUGAACUGAAGGGUCUCGAUGUAGAUUCUCUGGUCAUCGAGCACAUCCAGGUCAACAAGGCCCCCAAGAUGAGGAGACGCACCUACCGCGCCCACGGCCGCAUCAAUCCCUACAUGAGCUCCCCAUGCCACAUCGAGAUGAUCCUGACUGAGAAGGAGCAGAUCGUGCCCAAGCCCGAGGAGGAGGUGGCCCAGAAGAAGAAGGUUUCACAGAAGAAGCUGAAGAAGCAGAAACUGAUGGCGCGGGAGUAAAUACUAAUAAAUGGACAACUUAGCAUCA
This is a messenger RNA of Monopterus albus (swamp eel), 649 nucleotides long. It is a transcript of the gene rpl17, whose product is annotated as ribosomal protein L17. Gene Ontology annotation, cellular component: ribosome; cytosolic large ribosomal subunit. Gene Ontology annotation, biological process: cytoplasmic translation. Gene Ontology annotation, molecular function: structural constituent of ribosome. The transcript has 7 exons. Bases 67 to 621 code for a protein of 184 amino acids. NCBI's taxonomy places the organism in Eukaryota, Metazoa, Chordata, Actinopteri, Synbranchiformes, Synbranchidae. The record is from RefSeq and is a predicted model, not a curated record.